Messenger RNA from Styela clava, 2578 nucleotides. The record is from RefSeq and is a predicted model, not a curated record. Lineage: Eukaryota; Metazoa; Chordata; Ascidiacea; Stolidobranchia; Styelidae.
ACUUGGUUAUAUUUUCAGCCGACUAUUAAUCUGUGCCUGAAAAACUGCACUCAAAUAAAUUAAUAAAAACUAACGGCAUAAUCAAUCCUUUGUAUGUAUUGGCAACAAGCUUGCUUUGACGUCUGAAGCUAACGUUACAAUUUGAAAUUAUCAGACUACAGUUACUGCCUACUGUUUGAUAUAAAAACUUGGGGGGCGAUUGCAAUACAGCGCAAACAUGCUUCGGGGACGAAAGUUGCCUCCAUUUUUCAAAUUAACACUGAUAGUGUUAUGUGCGUAUAUAUUAUGGACAUUCAACCAUCCUGGCUCAGGACUUCGAGCUGGUAGAUAUACGAGAAGCGCUGAUGAUUAUGUUGGACCUAUUUUCAGGGAAGAAAGAUCUAAUGAUUAUGUCGGACAUCAGUCAGAUCGGAUAUCAAACUUUCGUAAAGUACCGGAUGCUUGUAGCGUUCCUUCCAGAAAUGUUGCUUUCUUGAAAACUCAUAAAACAGGAAGUUCGACUAUGUCAAAUAUUAUGCUGAGAUUUGCAGAUACUCAUAAUCUCACAGUAGGUCUUCCUCUGAAGGAUCAUUGGGAACUGGGAGGAUAUCCAGCCUAUAUUGAUAAACGAUUGAUUGAUCCAUCACUCCCAAAAUAUAAUAUUUUAGGACACCAUUUCAGAUUCAAUAUUAAAAAGUUGAGAGAUUUCAUGCAUGACGAUACAAGAUAUAUCACAAUUAUCAGAUCUCCUGUGGACAACGUCGAAUCAGUAUUCGGAUUCUUUCAGGAUCAACUACCUUUCAUCGACUGGCUGGAAGGUGUUGAAGCAAACACCGCAUUGAGGUUGAAUAUGUUUUAUGAUAACCCAGGAAAAUAUUACAACAAAAAGACUGACUGGUAUUUCAGAGCCAAAAAUCAUAUGUUCUUCGACAUCGGUUACGAUGUCAGCAACGAUGAUACAGCUUUUAUAGACUCUAAAAUUCAAGAAAUGGACAACACAUUCACUCUUGUUUUACUAACUGACUUCUUUGACGAGUCACUUAUAAUGAUGAAACAUUUAUUAUGUUGGGAUUGGGAUGAUAUUAUUUAUAUCAAAUUCAAGAUGAGAACAGACGAUGCUAAAACGGAGGUAAACCCAGACCUCGCCCAGAAAAUAUUAAAUUGGAAUAAAGCUGAUGCCAGAUUAUAUGACUAUUUUAAUAAGACAUUUUGGAAAAAAGUUGAUGCUUAUGGAAAAGAAAGAAUGUCGGACGAUUUAGAAGUUUUUGAGAAAAAGCAGAAAGAGGCUGAAGAUUUAUGCAUCGAUUCGUAUCAACCAUUCAAGAAAAAGCCUUGGAUUUUAGGAGCAAAACUUCGAAAGAAACCUUCACCUUUUUGUAGAAAUUUAGCUGCAUCAGAAACAGUUUAUGGUGAAAGACUCAGAGAUAAAAUGUAUUCUUCUAUUACACAUCUAACAGAACAACAGGAGAACGAACGAAACGAUUUGUUCAAGAAAGUUGCAGAAGGGGCUUUACAAAGCACGUGAAAUGUUCUGAAUAAAUUCCAAUCUAUAGCAAAUUUAAACUCAAUUGAUUGAUAUUUAUAAUAGGGUAAAAAACAAUGUGAAAUUGUACGAAAUGCCUGAAAAUGCGCUUUGCAGGUCUGACCUCAUAACGAAGAACAUCAAUUAUGGCAUAAUGACUUUGGACGAGCAAUCUCUUUUUUAAACAAGUCCAACAAUUUGGACUUUAGGAUUACGGACUAUGACCUGUUUUCUGAUUUCAAGUCACCGGUUUGCAGGUACGUUCAUCCGUUCCAAAAAACAAAUUAUGCCUACCCAGGCUCUUAUUGCUUUAGACAUGACUUGAGGUUGUGCCUUUUUUUAAUCGGAUAUUUUGGAUUAUCACUUUAUUACAAAUUUAAAAAACUGGGGAAAAAAAUCCAUAUUAGAAUAGAGAAGUCUGACUUUCUAGAAUUCCUUUAUUGAUAAACAAUUGAAAUGGAUCUAUUUUACGACCAAUUUAUACUUACUCGGAUUUUAAUUAACAAACUAUAAUACUGUACUUCGUUUUAACCGAAAGCAUUUAAUAGAAAUUAAUUAAAUAUUUUUUUAACAAAUAUUUCUGAUAUCUCUAACACGUUGACACUGAAAUUCAACAUGUGUAUCAAAUCACAAAAAAAAUUAUAUUUCGUUUUCGAUUUAUCUGAAAAUUAAAGUAUUACAAAAAAUAUAUAACUUAUUAUAGUGGGAUAUCACAAAAUUGUAUACUUGCUCAUGAAAAAUCUAUUCUGCACUGUAUUUGCAUUUACUUAUAUGAAUAUAUGUUUUUUUUUCAAUUGUCAUGAUGAAUAAAUCGAGUAAGUUUUUGUGAUUCAUUUCCUUUAUUGUCAGUAUAAAUUGUAACGUAUUAAUUUUAAGAACAUUUCAAUUUUGUGAAUUUGUAAAAUAUAUCUGGUACUGUCCAUAGGUGUAAGUUCCGUCUAUGGCACAGUUUCAAUCUGAAAUCUUUGAAUGAUGAGAUUUUAUGAGUUUUAAAUUAUAAUGUGCAAAGUGCCAAUAUGGUCUUAUUUUUAUGUUUGUGAUUUUGCUUGUUUGAAUAAAAUGCUUGCUAGAAAUCAA